Racocetra persica is the source of this 701-nucleotide messenger RNA. The record is from the annotation of a GenBank genome assembly. Lineage: Eukaryota; Fungi; Glomeromycota; Glomeromycetes; Diversisporales; Gigasporaceae.
CAGAUGAAAGGGAACAAGCAACAGCUCUUUACAUCUACGGCAAAUGUCAAUGUAUGUUUGGAAUAAUGCCACAGUUCGCUAAUCCUAUGACCUCACCGUUUGCAUUUGCACCUAAUCUGUUUGGAGGAGUCAAUCGCAAUCAGGUUGGAAAUGCAAUGUAUAAUAAUUAUAAUGGUAUUGAGUAUAACAAGGAACAACAACAAAAGUUAACAAAGUUGAAGAUUGAUAGAUAUAUUGAGUUAACUUACAUUACGAUUAACCAUACAACCCUUGGUUAUUUAAGUUUAGGUAGUAAACCAAAAUUGCAGUGCACUAAUGUCAUUGGCAACAAACGACUUAUUUUUUGUGAUAGUGUAAUAAAAAAUCAAGUAGAAAGGUUAGCUCAUUGGAUCCAAGAUCCUAAAGUCAUUAAUAUUGAUGAUUUAAAAUUGGAGUUUAAGAAAAUAGAAGAGGAGGAUUUAGAUUACCAGUUUGAUAUUACUAAAAGUAGUCUGGAUGAAAAUGAUCAGUUGUGGUUGGAAAGUUUAAUAGAAGCACAUAAAGAAAUUUUACAGAAUAACAGCGCUUAUGCUUGUAAACAAUUAGAAAAAUGUAAAAAAAAAUUAACUGAGGUGCUAACUGAUGAAGAAAUUCAAUACAUUUUGGGCAAAAAAGUAGAAAUUAAUGAGUUGGAAACUCAUUUAAAUUAUAUCGUUAAAUGA